AUGGAAGGCGGCGGCGUCUCGGCUUUAUGGCGAAGAACCGGGCUGCCAGCGCUUUGCUUUCGGGCUCGUCAGUAUCCGCUCAUCUGCUGCCUGCUCGCCGCCAUGUUGGCCGCCUCCGUCCUGCUCCUGCUCAACAGGUACAUCCACGUCCUGAUGGGGUUGUGGUCCUUGGCGGCGGGCGCGCUCACCUUUUACUGGACUCUGGAACCAGACUCGCUGCUGCCCAACGUCUUGUUCGCUACUCAGUCUCCAAGCAAAGGGCAGGAGUUGUUUUCUUUGGGUGGCAGCUGCGCCGUCUGCGGGAAGGUCAAGUGCAAGCGCCAUCGUCCGACAUUGCUGCUGGAGAACUUCCAGCCGUGGUUGGGACUUCAUGUUCACUCCAAGGUGGACGCUGCCAUUGCAGAGGUGUUCGAGCUAGUCCUGGAGAACUUUGUGUAUCCGUGGUACCGGGACAUCACGGACGACGAGGCGUGCGUGGACCAACUCCGUUUGAGUUUCCGCUACAUGGCGUCCGCGUUGGUGCGCCGGGCUCAGAAGGUGGACCUCCCCGGCGCUUUCGCGGGUCGCGUGAUGAAAGCCGCCGUCAAGCACGUGGAGGUUCUCGCCAGGGCUCGCGCUCGAGUCUGCCCAGGUGUGACGCUGCAGCAGGCGGCUCUGGAGGAAUACGGCGCCGACCUCCACGUGGCCACGCGUUGCCGGCGGGACGAGCUGCUCUACCUCCGCAAACUCAGCGAGAUGCUCUUCCCAUACUUGAUGCCCCCGAAAGCUACGGAGUGCAGGUCGCUGGCGCUGCUACUACGGGAGGUGAUGUCUGGUUCCGUCAUGCUGCCCGCCAUGGACUUCGCGGCCGACCCAGACACUGUCAACUUGAUGGUGUUGAAGUUUGUCGACAACACCCCGCCCGAAGCCGCCACCGAAGCGCCAUCCGCCUGUGUUCCUUUCCUGCACAAAUACGCAGACCGCAGCGGCGACAAGCCCUCCGUUCUCAAGUUGGAGCUGAAGGAGAUCCGAGAGCAGCAGGACCUUCUGUUCCGCUUCAUCAACUUCCUGAAGCAGGAGGGCGCCGUGCACGUGCUUCAGUUCUGCCUGGCCGCGGAGGAGCUCAACGACAAGAUCUUGAGGCCGGAGCUGUGCGACUCGGAGCUGCGGCGUCUGCAUGGCGAGGUGGCGCACAUCUACCGGACGUACUGCGCGGACGACAGCGUGGACAAGAUCAAUUUAGACGGCUCCAUUGUCGAAGAUAUCAGAAACGUUGCCUUGGGCCCGUACCAGGCGGUGAUCAAGCUGCAGACGUCCCGCUGCCUUUUCGAAGCCUACGAGCAUGUCCUGUCUCUCCUGGAGAAUGUCUUUACGCCCAUGUUCUGCCACAGCGACGAGUAUUUCAGACACCUGCUGAAAGGAGCCGAGUCGCCGUCCAGGAGUUCGCGCUCGGGCAGGAACACCUCCAAGCGCGGCGAGUCCUUUCGGAUCGGUAGGAUCGGCAGUAAAAUCAAAGGCGUGUUCAGGAACGCCACCGUGGACGGCGCCGUCCUGCCGCCCGGCGUCACCACCGACGAUGACGCGGGCGCUGUGGAAGAGGCCACGGCGGUAACCGAGGACGCGGCGCCCGCCGCUCCCGUCUCCACGGGGGGCGGCCUAAGGAAGCUGUCUGCCUGGACCGUCACCAUUCCGUACGUGGAUUUGGACGACGACGACACCAAGAGGGAGAGGAUUCCUGUCUUCUGCAUCGAUGUGGAGCGUAAAGACAGAAAGGAAGUGGGACACGAUCCCGACAGGUGGUCGGUCCACAGAAGAUACCUGGAGUUCUACGUGCUGGAGUCCAAGCUGACCGAGUUUCACGGCGCUUUCGCCGACACGCAGCUGCCCCCCAAACGCAUCCUCGGCCCCAAGAACCACGAGUUUCUUACCUCCAAGAGGGAAGACUUUGAGGGCUACUUACAGAAGCUCCUGCGCUAUCCGGAGCUGAGCAACAGUCAGCUGCUGGCCGACUUCCUGUCCCCUCACAGCGAGGAGUCGCAGUUUGCGGACAGGAUACUUCCCGACGUCAACUUGGGCAAAAUUUUCAAGUCUGUUCCAGGGAAGUUGAUGAAGGAGAAAGGUCAGAAUCUGGAGCCCUUUCUCCAGUCCUUUUUCAACUCCUGUGAGUCUCCCAAAGCCAAACCCGGGCGGGGGGAUCUGACGGCGGUCAGCUCCGGCGCCCGCACCGACAAACGGCUCCUCAACAGAAUCUUCGGGGACGGCAGCGUUGACGAGGCGGCCCUCGCCCAGAGACCGGACCGCCACGCGGAGGAGCCGGUCGGCGUGGAAGGCGCGUACGACCACGUGACGCACGUGGGACGACUGGUGUUCGGCGCGCCGCAUUGGUUGCAUCGCUUCUUGUCGGCCGGCAGGAUCCUCCUGAAGGAUACCUUUGACGCCUACGUGGAGCAGUACCUGCGCAACAAGCUGGACGCCGUCCUGCAGGAGCACCGCCUCGUCUCGCUCAUCACCCAGCUACGAGACGCCAUCUUCUACGAAAGCGCGGAGGAGCGCAGCGCGGUGGCCAAGAAGGCACGGGCCGAGCUGACUUUGGAGGAGAUGACGGCGUAUCUGCCCGACGUGGUGGGCGUGUUCGUGGGCGAGGAGGCCAAAUGCGAGGGCGUCAGGCUCCUCUUUGAGGGUCUUCAGCAGCCGCUCCUCAACAAGCAGAUGUCCUACGUGUUGCUGGACCUGGCCGUGCUGGAGAUCUUCCCUGAACUGCGUUAA
This is a messenger RNA of Nerophis lumbriciformis (worm pipefish), 2745 nucleotides long. The record is from RefSeq and is a predicted model, not a curated record. NCBI's taxonomy places the organism in Eukaryota, Metazoa, Chordata, Actinopteri, Syngnathiformes, Syngnathidae.